AUGCCGAGCACGGCAAUAGUGGCACCUUGCAAAGGCUCUUCCAGACAAAAGCGGGCUCUUUGUUUAACUUCGCAACUUCGGACUUACCCCGCAAGCAACCCGAGCAGCAAGGAGGACAAGCUACUAGUUAGCCCAAAAAUAUUUAAGAAUUGUCAUUAUCUGCCAACUGAAGCCAGCGCCGCUCUGGAGAGAAUGGGCCACAAACAAGAGUUGAAGCGCAGUUUCUCUAUGGUUUCUAUGCUCGGGCUGGCUUUUGCAAUUUUGAACUCAUGGACGGCUCUUGCCGCGUCAAUAAACUUGGCUCUACCCUCUGGCGGCCCUAGCUCCGUCAUUUGGGGCUUCAUGGUUGCAGGAAUAUGCAAUCUGGCCUUGGCCGCUUCUCUCGCAGAAUUUUUGUCUGCAUAUCCUACAGCUGGUGGCCAAUAUCACUGGGCGGCAAUUGUUUCAUGGAAACGUGUCAGUCGCGGUGUAAGCUACGUCACAGGCUGGAUUAGCGUAUCAGGCUGGGUUGCUCUCAGUGCCACGGGUGGACUUCUGGCAAGCCAAUUCAUCAUGGAUAUUAUGUUUCUCCUGCAUCCAAAAUAUAAAGCAGAGCCAUGGCAUCAAUUCCUUCUGUACACGACAGUCACGUUGGUUGCCUUGGCCAUCAAUACGUUCCUCACGAGACUGCUGCCGUACCUGACCAAGGCCGCUUUCUUCUGGUCAGUUGUGGGUUUCAUUGUUAUAAGCAUAACGACCCUAGCUUGUGCCUCGCCUCAGUAUCAAAGUGCCUCGUGGGUGUACGGAGAAUUUUUCAACAAGUCAGGUUGGCCGGACGGAAUUGCUUGGUUGCUUGGCCUUCUGCAAGGCGCCUUCGCCUUGACUGGCUUCGAUGCGACAGCUCAUAUGAUUGAAGAAAUACCCGAGCCGCAUGUUCAAGGACCCAAAAUUAUGAUCUACUGCAUCUUGAUUGGUAUGGUUACCGGAUUCAUAUUUCUCAGCUGCAUUCUCUUCUGCGUUACCGAUGUCGAAAGAGUGAUCGUCAGUCCUCGGGGCCCGCUACUGGAGCUAUUUAUGCAGGCGACUGGCAAUGCGGCGGGCAGUACAUGCCUAGUGAUGUUUCCCUUGAUCUGUGUGUUGUUUGCAGUUACUAGCAUCAUGUGCACUUCAAGCCGCAUGACUUGGGCUUUUGCGCGCGACAACGGACUUCCUUUCAGCGCGACGUUUGCAAAGGUUCAUCCCAGGCUGAAUUUACCGCUUAAUGCGUUGCUGUGGACGACUGCUUGGGUCAUAAUGUUUGGAUUUGUCUUACUCGGCUCUUCCGUAGCGCUCAGUGCUAUUACGGCGGCUUCUGUGGUCGCUCUCGGAAUCACAUAUGCAAUUCCCCCAACAAUUAACUGCCUCAGACUUAGGAGGGCAUUGCCGGAAAAUCGAGCCUUCAAGUUGAAAGGCGCCACUGGGUGGGUGCUAAACAUGAUCGGGAUAUUCUGGACUAUCCUUACCACAGUUCUCUUUGAGCCACUUGGGUGGUUGGCGGCACAACACUUCGGGAGAUUCAGACGAGUUGGAAGAAAAGAUAGAGCCAUGAAUUCACAUCUGUGUUGGCCGAGGUGGGUUGCCCCAAGCGUUUCCUGCGCAAGUUCGAAGCUUAUGAGAAUGAAUGCUGGCAUCUGA
This is a messenger RNA of Akanthomyces muscarius, 1653 nucleotides long. RefSeq lists its product as uncharacterized. Gene Ontology annotation, cellular component: membrane. The transcript is spliced from 11 exons. Gene Ontology annotation, biological process: transmembrane transport; amino acid transport. The record is from RefSeq and is a predicted model, not a curated record. The coding region runs from base 1 to 1653 and encodes 550 amino acids. Gene Ontology annotation, molecular function: transmembrane transporter activity. NCBI's taxonomy places the organism in Eukaryota, Fungi, Ascomycota, Sordariomycetes, Hypocreales, Cordycipitaceae.